Molecule: messenger RNA, 1035 nt
Organism: Aureobasidium pullulans EXF-150
Lineage: Eukaryota; Fungi; Ascomycota; Dothideomycetes; Dothideales; Saccotheciaceae
Product: glycoside hydrolase
Exons: 2
Coding region: 1-1035 (344 amino acids)
Biological process (GO): carbohydrate metabolic process
Cellular component (GO): extracellular region
Molecular function (GO): chitinase activity
Source: RefSeq, a predicted model, not a curated record
AUGCCAUUGAACACUCUAAGACUACUUUGUGCUUUGGCGCUUACUUCUUGGGCAUCUGCUAGCCCUGCAGCGCUUCCUCGCCAACUAACCUAUCGCGACUCUGGAAACUACCAAUUCAACCCAACCUCUCGUAACCUUGCAGUCUACUAUGGCAAGGCGCAAAACACUGACAGCCCUUCCUUGUACGAUUUGUGUACCAACAGUAAUGUUGACAUGAUCGUCAUGGGAUUCGUACGCCAGCUCAAUGGACCUACUGCCCUUCCAUCAUUCGGAUUUACCAGAUAUUGCAAGACUCCAGCCACAGUCACGGACAAGACUAGAGUUUCUUGUCCGGAUAUGGCUGCCAACAUCACAUUCUGUCAGAAUAUGGGCAAGAAAGUGCUCAUCAGUCUGGGUGGAUCGGUCAGCAACUUGACUCUUGACAGUGUCAGUGACGCUCAUGAAGCCGCGAGCAUUCUCUGGAACGUGUUUGGCGCUGGAGCCAACUCAACAGCGCUGAGACCAUUUGGAAAUGUAGCCAUCGAUGGCUUUGAUUUCGACUUUGAGUCUGGGGCUGACACAACUCACAUGGAUACCCUGGCAUCUUCCCUACAGUCUUACUUCAGAUCGUCAUCGCCAGAACGCUAUAUCAGUGCAGCUCCAUUGUGCGCCAACAACACAAUCCUGCCCUACGGUCUCUACGCCAACGCCAACUUCGUCUGGCCUCGCUUCUACAACGCAAAAGCAUGCUGCUUUGGUAGCAAAGGUUUCAACAAGUCCGUCAGCACCUGGUAUAACUACCUGAACUCGAUCAACAGCGACUUGGGACCAACAUACCCACGAGUCUAUCUUGGUGGACUGAGCUUCAAUAACAGCAACUCUGGUUUCAUGGAGCCGGACGCUUUUGUCAAUGCUACUUUCACUGGGAGGAGGCUUGUUCAGAGCAAGUUCGGUGGUGUCAGUUUAUGGGAAGGUACGGAUGGGUUGGUCACCAAGAACGCUCAAGGCAGAGACUUCUUGAACGUCACUAAGGCUGGUCUUCUUGGAGAUAUUUGA